AGCUUUUUUAGUAUCCAUUCAAAUGUUUAGACGGAGUUUAAGGUAUAAUAUUUUGAUUUUAUAUACGAGCUAUUUCAGAUCGGAUCGGAUCAUGUCAUACUUGAUUUCGGUUCAUCGAGACAUGCCUAGAUACGUGUAUAACUAGCAAAACACAGAUUUUAUUUAUGGUGCACAAAAGUCUUAACUUUAGUUGAACUAACUAAAGCCUCACAAGUCUAAAGUCACAAAUAUACAUAAAUAUGGGAUCAGAGAUAAAUGGGCAUUUCAGCAAUCUUUUUGAAGAUAGUUGGUUUUUUGGAAACAGCUUAUUAAGAUCAUCAAAAUCAUCAAAAACAAUGGUAAGGUGUAAUUCUGAUCCUUGUUCAUCAUCAAGCUCAAAUGAUCAAGAAAAUAUGAUCAAUCAUGAUCAAGACCCUUUAAAGAAGAGUAAUCUUCUUAGAACUCCUUCUCUUCCAUUGUGUUUUGAUCAUAAUGAUGAUGAUAAUGAUGAACAACAUGAAGAUGAAGAUGAGCAUAGAAUGGGUGAUUUGAUUAGGCAAGCCAUGCCUAUGCCUGUGCCUAUGACUAUGACUGGAAGAAGACUGGAUCGUACGCCGUCUUUGCCACCUUGUAGGGGUAAAGAUGCCAUGAAAGGUCAUGGAUUGGUGCUUGAGAAAGGUCCUAUUGCUAUAGCUAAACUUACUAGAAGAGCUUCUAUUGAUUCUUCCUUGUUGCCUCCUAAAAGUUCUACUUCUAAGGGCACAAAGCCAAGUACAAGCAACCAAAAGAACCGUUCACAGCGAAAACUCGAGCCUUCAAGCAUAAAUUCAGCUGCAAAAACCGAGAUCAAACCCCAAAAACUCGACAGAAGCAAGUCUCAAAAGAGUUUAAGCGAUCUAGAAAUCGAGGAAUUACAAGGAUUUAAAGAUUUAGGAUUUAGAUUCGAUAGCAAAGACACAAUAAGUCCAAGUGUAAAACAAGUAAUUCCUGCCUUACAAAGAAGAGCUAGCCUUGAUAGUAAUAAUAAGCUUAGUGUUACAAGACCUUAUCUUUCCGAAUCAUGGAAAUCUCCAUCUUCUCCUUCAUCAGCACCACUUGUUCCUAAAAGGAAAGAUGAGAAAGUUUCUUCUAGUGAUGAUAUGAAAGCUCAGAUCAAAUUUUGGGCUCGGGCUGUCGCUUCAAAUGUUCGCCAAGAAUGCUGAUCAGUGGCGAAUCCACAAAGUUAAUAUAGAUUGCGGCCGGAUAUUGAUUUCUAAAUUUGCAUCAACAGUGCGGGUCGAACAUUGAUUUCUCAAUUUGCAUUAACAGUGUGCACCGAACAUUAAUUUCUAAAUUUGCAUCAAUAUUGUGCGCCGAACAUUGAUUUCUAAAUUUGCAUCAACAGUGCUGGCCGAACAUUAAUUUCUAAAUUUGCUUUAAAAGUGCUGGUCGCACAUUGAUUUCUAAAUUUGCAUCAACAGUGUGCACCGAACAUUGAUUUCUAAAUUUGCAUCAUCAGUGCGGGUCGAACAUUGAUUUCUAAAUUUGCAUCAACCGUGCGGGUUAAACAUCAAUUUCUAAAUUUGCAUCGUGUGUUGAACGAACUUGAAAAUUACUCCUUUUGUGCCCUUGAGUUAGAUACAAUUUUCAUUUUUCUCCCUCUUACCUAGUGUGACACUUUUAGUAUUUUCUUUUCGUCUUUUAAUGUCAUUUAUUCGUUUCAAAUAUUAUGUCUUGUUUUCCAAAUAAUUAGACUAUUUUUUAAUGUUUUUGUCAAUAGUCUAAAUAACAAACUCAAGGAGACGAAAAAGUAAUUUUCUAUUUUAUAUCUAACAUAAUUCAAUAUUAAUUUGAUUUUUUAUUUAAUUGGUUUGGGUCACGACAUAAAAAGGCCCGAAUUUGGAUUUUGUUGAUUGUUGGUAUACAAAGUUUAGCUAUACCGAGUGGAUCGUUGUCAACUUGCCAUGAUGGGCAAAUGUUGUACUCUUUCAAUUUUGUACUUCGUAGCAUCACAAUCAAUAUAAUAAUAACGGAUAUAUUUCAUGAUAUAUUUUAUGAUAUAUCACUGAAUUUCUUCGAAA
Molecule: messenger RNA, 2039 nt
Organism: Amaranthus tricolor (Joseph's coat)
Lineage: Eukaryota; Viridiplantae; Streptophyta; Magnoliopsida; Caryophyllales; Amaranthaceae
Exons: 2
Coding region: 240-1181 (313 amino acids)
Source: RefSeq, a predicted model, not a curated record